This is a messenger RNA of Uloborus diversus, 3000 nucleotides long. RefSeq lists its product as uncharacterized. Lineage: Eukaryota; Metazoa; Arthropoda; Arachnida; Araneae; Uloboridae. The record is from RefSeq and is a predicted model, not a curated record. The transcript has 9 exons. Bases 80 to 2521 code for a protein of 813 amino acids.
CCACUUUGAUCAGAUUUGUUCUUUCUUGCCUGGCAUUAAUGAUCAUGAAGUAGAUUCAGAUUUGCUAGAGGAAUUCCUCAUGUUUUGCAUGAAAAAUGAUUGGUGGCAAUAUGUCGCUAAAUGUUUCCUUCGUUGGGUGCAAGGUCCUAAGAAAAUUCUACUGCGUUCCCUUCUUCGAGCAUUGACUGCACAGUACAUGCAUAGUGAAGAUUUAUUAUUCAAGUUUGCAGUGGCUGUACAUGGAUCAAGUGGGCAGUUGUCACUCCUUCACUUAAAUGUGUAUGGCCAAAUUCUAAUUACAUUUAUGUUAGAAGCUUAUGAGCAGCAGAAAUUUGACAUUGCUUUUAAUAUAUUAUUUAUACUGCAUCAGCAGAGUAUCAACUAUAAUGAUCUGCAGCUGUCAGUGGCCUCUUAUUAUACAGAUGAAAAGUCAUAUAUGAAAAACUCAACUACUGGAGAUCACUUUCUUCUUCCACAAACUGUUUCUUUAACUGCAGUCGACACUUGUUUGCAAGUAAAAAGACCUAAAGACGCCUAUGAAAUUUUCAAAGCAAACUCUUGGAUUCAAGUUAAGGAUGUCGAAAUCCCGCACUUGCAGUCAGAGUUGUUUAAAAAAAAAUUUAAAUGUCUCAUGAAGUUAGUCAGAGCGCUGGUCAAUGUCCAUCCGGUGAAAGGAUUCGAUGCCUUCCUAGUUUUAUUCAAAAAUAUCAACUCAGACAACUUUGAGCUUUUGAAUCCUUAUAAAGGAGAGUUGGAUGACCUUUUCAAUGAAUAUCUAACAAAUAUGCUGAAUACUGAUGAAGAAGAUAAAGCACUACAUUUGUAUGAAUAUGGUUCUGAACAUUGUAAAGGAAUGCUGAAUGUUGAUUGUGAUAUCUUAAGAGGAUUCCUUAUUAAGCUAGCACAGAAGAAAAAGAUGGAGAAGGCAAAAAAUUUCUUUCAUUUAGGGCAAAUAAAAAAAGUGUAUUCCAUUGAAAAACCUCAACAACCACCUUGGACUUUGACCAUUCCGUCUUUUUGGACUCGGUAUGAAAUAAAAUUUGCUAUUGAGUUUUAUUUCCAGAACUUAUUCCCUUUAUUGAGAGAGAAACCAAAGCAAACAGUAUUUGAAGAAUGGUUUCAAGUGCAAAUAGUAAUAAAGGAACAAAGUGAUAAGGAUUCUGAAGUAAACUGUUUGAGAGAAGUUCCUAAUCGGAUGGUCUCGGCAAUGGAACUAACUUCAGUUGCCCUAAAGAUGUUAGACCCUAAUUUGAAAGUUGAAGAAAUUACUUCGAGGAACAUGUUGUUGAUCCAUCCAAAAACUUUUUAUAAUUUUUGGAGUUUGAAAUAUGGGGCAAUUUCACCUAGAAAGGUAGAGGCAGAAACUUUUCAUAUUCAGGGACAGAAGGGCAUCUCUUUUGGCAAGGAAAUGACACCUAGAAGUUCCACUGAUUCAAGUUCUAGUGAAAAGUUUCGAAGAUUGUCUUCACCUUUGAUUUCACCAAGUUUCAGCGAAAAUGUUUUGCAUCGGGGAGAAUUUACAAAGACCAUAGAAUGUAGUCCUCGAAAGGAAGAAAUAUUACAUAAAAGUGCUUUUGUUAAGAUUACACCCCCACAACAAUCAUUGAGUAAGCUUAAACCAGUUCAAAAUACUUCCCAUGUGGAAAGCCAAAAUACAAUUUUUAGUCCUAAUAAUGUUUUGCAAGUGCCUAAAAAAGACAAACUAAACUCUGCUGCUAAUCACAUAGAACAUACUGCCUUUAAUUCUGAAUUUGUGCAUAGAGCUGAAAAUACUAAUUCUACAUGUGAAAGAUGUGAACAAUUAGCUAAAUGUUCACCUGUAAAACAAACAAGUGAUUGCCAAAGCUCUAAUAAUAACUUUUCUGAUAGAGUUUUUAGUUCCUGUUUGAGUAAUGACAGUUCUGCAAGUACUAGCCUUCCGAAACCAAAAAGGAAAAUAGUAAGACAUAACACUGGCAUUAAGUUUAUUAAUUCGCGUCCUAAUUCUCCCACAAGACUUAAAAGAAUUGCUCCUUCUCCUGUUAUGAAAAGAGCUAAAGAAAGCUUAGACAAGGCAAAACUUUUUAAAGUUCCUGCUGCUAGGACAAGUAACAAUAAAUUUGAAAACUACACUAUUUCUGUAACGGGAAGUGCCUCUAGAAGUGUUAUUGCCAAUAAAGAGAAAAGUGUACCAUCAUGUGUUGAACCAAAAAAAGCUCAAAUACAGAUUUCACCAUUAUGGCAUAAACCUAUUCAAAGAAUUACAGCACUUGCUGUUAAUCAUAUUGAAUGCGAAGAAAAUUCCAAUUCCUCUGCAUCACCUCCGUUACGAACAGAGGAAAAUAAAGAUUAUUCAAGGAUAAAGAACUUCCUGAAAAUCAAAUUUCUUCAGCGGCAAGGUAGCGUACCGCUGAGACCAGAAGACCUAGACCAAAGAAUACAUCUUCUAUCUCUAAAAUUUAUGUCCAGUUUUGACAUAGAAGGGAAAUUGGAUAGAACAACCAUGAAAAUGCUUACCAAAUUUGCAGAGGAAAACAUUUAGGAAGCAGUGAUAAAAGUUCAUUGUAACUUUACACUUGUUAAAGAAGCUAUGCUUUAAAGUAUUGUAAAAAGCAUUUAUUUUUAAUUUUAUUGUAAAAAUCUGAAUGAAGUGUAACAUAUGUUUUUGUUUUGAAAGUUUCUCUAUUUUUGUCAGAGAAUUACAUUGUUCCAUUUAACAUUAGUUUUGCUGUAUUAUCAAAGAGGUUCAUAUAUAAUGCUUUUAAAUUGACCAAAUCUGUACAGUCAAGAAAUAAAAUUACUUUUUUUAAUUUUUACGGGACUCUUCCUUCUGAACAAGUGUCACAUUUGGCUUUUAAGAAGACUAAAAGGAUUUAUCCAAAGAUGAAAAACAUUAAAUUUUAUGUUAUAUUAAAUGAAAAUAUAAAAAACACCUUGUCUCACCCCAAAUCAAACACUUGCAAUUGCAUUAAACUGUGAUACAGAUACCACAAACCCCCUCAUGUCCCUUCAAACCAGCCC